Molecule: messenger RNA, 4902 nt
Organism: Cricetulus griseus (Chinese hamster)
Lineage: Eukaryota; Metazoa; Chordata; Mammalia; Rodentia; Cricetidae
Source: RefSeq, a predicted model, not a curated record
GCAGGAGCAGUCCCCAACCCAACCUAGAGGCACUGGGAACUUGCAGGCAGCUAGGGACCGCUGAAUAUAGCACUUCGUUUUCUUUGUGUUCAAAACUAUUUUUUCUUUCUUCCUUAGAUUUUGUUUUCCUCCUCCCCCAGCCCCCGCGGCAGUUGUUUUCCAUUAGUAAUUCGAUCUCUCACUGUAGUAAGAUUCUCCUGCUUUCCCCUCCGUCCGCGUUUGUUUGUUUUCUGCACAUCUUCUGGGAAACGCCGGGCCUCCCCCACCCUCCCUUUUCCCAUCGCUUUUUUGCCCGGAUCUUUUCCCUCUCAAAUAGAUCUAUUUCCACUCUCUCGUUUUCUUCCUUUUCUCUCUUGCCCCUGUCCCCGCGAUCUACGCUCCUUCACCGCGCAGCCCUGCGCGGUCCCCUUUGCUUCCUCACGCGGAUGAACUGAGAGCCCCAGGCGUGUGUUUAUGGAAAUAGUGGGGUGCCGAUCCGAAAACAAUUCGUGUCCUUUCCGCCCCCCAGCCAUGCUCUUCCACGGGAUCUCCGGAGGCCAUAUCCAAGGCAUCAUGGAGGAGAUGGAGCGCAGAUCCAAGACCGAGGCCCGUUUGGCCAAAGGCACUCAGCUCAACGGCCGCGACGCGGGCAUGCCCCCGCUCAGCCCAGAGAAGCCCGCUCUGUGCGCGGGCUGCGGGGGCAAGAUCUCCGACAGGUACUAUCUACUGGCGGUAGACAAGCAGUGGCACCUGAGGUGCCUCAAGUGCUGUGAAUGUAAGCUGGCCCUGGAGUCUGAGCUCACCUGCUUUGCCAAGGACGGUAGCAUUUACUGCAAGGAGGAUUAUUACAGAAGGUUCUCUGUGCAGAGAUGUGCCCGCUGCCACCUUGGCAUUUCUGCCUCUGAGAUGGUCAUGCGCGCCCGAGACUCCGUCUAUCACCUGAGCUGCUUCACCUGCUCCACUUGCAACAAGACCUUGACCACGGGCGACCAUUUCGGCAUGAAAGACAGCCUGGUGUACUGCCGGGCACACUUCGAGACCCUCUUGCAAGGGGAGUAUCCACCUCAGCUAAGCUACACGGAGCUGGCAGCCAAGAGCGGAGGCUUGGCUUUGCCUUACUUCAAUGGCACAGGCACGGUGCAAAAGGGGCGGCCCCGGAAGCGGAAGAGCCCAGCUCUGGGAGUGGACAUCGUGAAUUACAACUCAGGUUGUAAUGAGAACGAGGCAGAUCACUUGGACCGGGACCAGCAGCCUUAUCCACCUUCACAGAAGACCAAACGCAUGCGAACUUCCUUCAAGCAUCACCAGCUCCGGACCAUGAAAUCCUACUUUGCCAUCAACCACAACCCGGAUGCCAAGGACCUCAAGCAGCUUGCUCAAAAAACAGGCCUGACCAAAAGAGUUUUGCAGGGAGAACAAAUCUUGGGGCAUUACAGCCAAACAUCCCGACGUUUGAAAAUUCCCUAAAGUAUUAAAAGAAGGGGAAAAGUUUGAUCGGAAAUCCACUGCAGUGAAGACAAAGACACUAUUAGGUUAUGAUAAUCAUACAUUUAAAAGUUUAUUGAACCAAAAGAAAGAGAGAGAGAGAGAGAGAGAGAGAGAAAGAGAGAGUGACAUAAGUGUCAUUUAUUGAAUGUUAACAAAAUUUCUGUUCUUUAUGAUGUCUGACACAAAUGAAGGCAUAACACCAUGUGGUUUAAUAAAAGGUCGAGAUAAACCAUGUAGAAAACCAGAGCAACCUGGCAAUAAUAUGCCCUCCCCACAUUUGGAGAAAACCAUUAUUGAAACAAUUGCACACAUUUGUCAAGCACAAUAACUGUAAAAUAAAGACCAAAAACAUCCAUUUCAUCUGCUUGCUAAUGUGUAUCAGUUCUAUUUCUUAAUGUCAUUUUCCAAUUGUAAAUUCAAAGAAUAGCUUUUGCUCGUUAACGAGAGCACAGGGACCAAACCCCGGUGAUUUUAGAAUGAUUGUCUAUACUUCCUUUUUAAACAGAAGGCUGUGCAUGCACUUCCGCAUCCGUCACCUCUAGUGUACAUCUCUGUAAUGAUGACUUUGCUGUUUCCUGUAUGAUAAAUAGCUUUCAUUAAUAAACAUUUUAUUUGACGCAAACAUAGUUAACUUUAUGUUAAGCACACAUUGUUGAAAUUAAUUUUGAACACUGUCUUAAAGAGUCAGGACAGUACACUUGCAGCCUGUUGUGGAAAGGAAGGUGGGGGCAGACUAGAGAAUUAGAUGAAAUUAUUUUGUUUGAUUUUAACAUUUAUGGCUUAUUUUCAUUUAUUGUAUUCAGUUGACACAUGAUGAAAAUAAAACAGUAAGUCCAAAUUACAGCAAAAUAAGCAUUAGAAUAAAUUAUUAUGUAAAAUUUCAACUUGUUUUAAGAUUUUAGGGUAACAUUUAUAGAUUCUCUGUGAGUUUACAUUUUCACUAUGCAAUGAGCAAAUUUAUUGAAGUAUAUGAGUAUAUUCUGAACUCUGACAUUUGGUUCUUUGAAUAGUUCAGGUUGCACAAGGUAUCAGAAACAAAGGAUCAGUGGGGAACAAAUAUUUAGGCAUGAGGUUUCUUUUCAUCGUUAAAGGGAAUACUUGAAGGAAAAAUGUUGUAAAGCUACUCUUACUUAGCUCAAUAUCCAAAGCACAUGUUAAACAAAUUAGCAUAUAGAAUACUUUCCAGAAAAAUUUCUUUAUGAAAUUUUUAUUAUGUAUAAAUAAGCCCUAUGUAAAGGAUGUAAGUUGUACGAAUGAUAGACAUUAAAAAAAGCUCACUUAUAUUUAUUCUCAGAAUUUUGAAUGUUUUCUCGAACACUUUCAUUUUUUGAAUGCUAAACAGGAAAAAAAAAGGUGAUUAAAGGACAGGUACCAACUAAACUAGCAAUCCACCCAGAAUGCACCAUGACAAGUGAACUGCUUUGAGUGAUCAUGGAACAUGUUGAUUUUGUCAGUCACUUGGAUGUUUUCGCCUCAUCAAAAUCUCAUCCAUAGCACUGGCAACCUGAAUGGAUUUUCCAACACAUUCUCUGCCCGUGUAUUGAAAUGUUGGUCCUGUAGGCUUUGCCUUCUUUUCCUGUUCUGUCACCUAGGGCAGUUUCAUUUUGAAAUAUUUUGGAAGUUUGCCUGGUUUUUGCAGACUUUUAACUAUUUGUCUGGUAUGUGAAAUUCGGGAAGAGACCAAAGAGAGAAAGAACGUAGCUGAAAUUAGACAUCUGAAAAAAAUAAUACAAAUUUGAAGCAGGCACAUUUUUUUUAAGAAGAAGGAAAGAACACUAAUUACGUGAGUGGGAAGUGGAAAAGUCACGUGACACAGGCUUGGAAGGUCUAGCACACUUUCCUACGAUGCACGGCAGUCUUCAGUCUGGGCAACUGCACAUUUAGUGUUUGGCAUAGAUUAGAAGACUGAGGACAUUUUAGAUGGGUGCAGGGAACCAAAUUUUAUAGCUUCUACCUCCCCAAAUGCCUAGAUGAAUCUAACUUCUGGCAAAUUGAUCCUAGGAACAAAAACUCUUACUGACAAUAUCUGUGAACUUUGGUUGAAUGCCGUUGUAAUACUGACUUAACACAGUAGGUAGCCUUUUGAUACUUCAAACAGAGUAAAACUUCAUAACACAGAAACCAAAGCACACAGCUCUUAAAGUCUUGGUGAUUUUCAUUACCUAAAAAUGCCAAUAGCUUUACUCAGCAGAAUCCCAGUGGAAUUUACUGUACAGUUUUCAGAGUGAAAGCUCUUUUAUUAGCCACACAUAAGAUGGCAUCAUUUUCUAUUGCACUGUGCCAGCAGAAAACACUAUGGCGUGAGGCAUCAGAAUGGGAAGUUCUGGGACAAAAAUGUGGCAUUCUAUCAUUUUAGGAUUUUAAGGAAAUUCAAAAGAUAAUGCUAUUACAAAAAUAUAAAGUUUCAAAUAAAGUUUUGUUAAUUUCUGUUUAAACUGUGUUACUGGCACAGAAGUCUCACUUGUAGGAAGAUUAUGAACUGUCAAGAAGAUACAACACUUUUUAUACUUUAUGGUCACUAGCCAUCAGGGGACAAUAAGAACACUGGGGUUUAGUCUAGACUAAAUAAACAAUGUUGCAUUUUCUUUGGAGCUGCAUAUAGAGAAGGCCUGUGUUGGCCUGUGGAUGAAUCUAUUUUCUAUUUCUAGUAAUGAGAAAUUAGCUUUGAAGACUGAAAUGAGAUACAGUGGCCAAACAAUAAACCUGUAAUGUACAAUUCUUUGCUUAACAAUGUCAACAAUUCUAAACAGUCUCUAGAUUUUCCUAUUGAUUUGUGUCUUUUUGGGUCAUACCUAUUUUGUCUUUGUAAUAUUUUUCAAGUUAGUAUGAUUUCCCUUAUUUUCAAAAUAAAAUCCCAAGGUAAAUAUUCUUUUUAAUGCUUCCUGGGACCAUUCCCAUUUUGUUUUUCUGGAAUUUGUAGCAAAAAGAAACAGUUCAGUGCUGUGCAUGAUGCUUAAGGUGGUCUCUGAAAAGGAUGUAAGCAGCAGUAUGAUUGCCAGGAUUCAUUUCCUUAUUAACUGGGUUGCAAAAUAAAUGUUUCAAAUCAGACAGCAUCCUCUGCUUAACACAUUUUUCUGUGAAUAGUAACAAAAAAAGCAAAAAAACAAAAAAAAAGACCACCCCAAACAUGUAUCCCACUGGCAAGUUUCUCUUCUCUUGGAUUGUUGGUUUUUGCUUCUCUGCUUCUCUGCAUUACAUUUUAUCUUGUGUGCUGAAGUGGCAAGAAACAGGCAAGGAUAAAGAUCCAGGCAUCAGCCAUGGGUAGAAAGUUCUGUGUCUGUUCCUGUGUCCCUUCAGGUCACUUAGAAUUGUCAGGAAUGUUUCUUUCCUUUGGAUUUUUUUCUGUUUACACUGUGCAUGAUCUCAUGAAUUACUCUGAAGAGUACCUGGAUACCUUUUAUGGUUAUUUGAAAAUAAAAUUUGUUACAAAUAAGC